CUUGCCUUAUCUCUUUCUCUCCCUCCCUCUUUCUCUCUCGCUCCAUUUCUCCAUUGUGCUCAGAGGCAAUGGCUCAAAAAUCAGUUAGAGUCACUAGGAAUUUUAGUGCUUCUUCAGCUGUUAUGCCAGGAAGCCGAACUGGCUAUAGCACUGUUUCAGUAUCCCGGGGAGGUGGUGCAGGCUUUGGACGCGUCGGAGGGGGCUUUGGCAGCAGAAGCCUCCACGGUUUAGGAGCAAGUAAAAGAAUUUCUGUUGGUGGCUUUCGUACUGCCAGAUCCGGAUAUGGCUACGGCUUGGGUCAUGGAGGAGUUGGGUACAGAAUCGUCAGUGGGUAUGGUGGCUAUGGAGCAGGAGCUGGUGGCAUCCAUGAAGUUACUGUCAACCCAAGCCUCCUGGCCCCUCUUAACUUGGAGAUAGACCCAACCAUCCAGAAAGUUCGCAAGGAGGAGAAGGAACAGAUUAAGACUCUCAACAACAAAUUUGCUUCCUUCAUUGACAAGGUUCGUUUCCUGGAGCAACAGAACAAAGUGCUAGAGACUAAAUGGAGCCUCUUACAAGAGCAAAAAACGACCCGGCACAACAUUGAGCCCCUAUUUGAGGCGUACAUCAAUAAUCUUGGAAGGCAGCUGGACAACCAUGUGGGAGAGAAACAACGAUUAGACUCAGAACUGAAGAAUAUGCAGGAUGCCGUGGAGGACUUCAGGAUCAGGUAUGAAGAAGAAAUCAACAGGCGCACUGCUGCAGAGAAUGAGUUUGUGGUGCUCAAGAAGGAUGUGGAUGCUGCCUACUUGAACAAGGUUGAGCUGGAGACCAAAGUGGAUUGCCUCACUGAUGAGAUCAAUUUCCUGAAAGCUCUCUAUGAUGCAGAAAUAGCUCAACUGCAGUCACAAAUUUCUGACACCUCUGUCGUUCUCCAAAUGGACAACAGCCGAAACCUGGACCUCGAUAGCAUCAUUGCUGAGGUCAAAGCUCAGUAUGAAGACAUUGCCAAUAGAAGCAGGGCUGAGGCAGAAUCCUGGUAUCAAAGCAAGUAUGAAGAGUUGCAGCUCACAGCUGGCCGACAUGGAGAUGACUUGCGCAACACGAAAACUGAGAUUUCAGAGAUGAACCGCAUGAUUCAAAGACUCCACUCUGAGAUUGACAAUGUGAAAAAACAGUGUGCCAGCCUUCAGACAGCCAUUGCUGAUGCGGAGCAGCGGGGCGAGCUUGCCCUUAAAGAUGCCAGGAUAAAGCUGGCCGAACUGGAAGAGGCUCUAUUGAAGGCCAAGGCUGACAUGGCCCGUCAGCUGAGGGAGUACCAGGAGCUGAUGAAUGUCAAACUAGCCCUAGAUAUUGAGAUUGCCACGUACAGGAAGCUGUUGGAAGGAGAGGAGAGCAGGCUGGCUGGAGAGGGUGUUGGUGCAGUAAAUAUAUCGGUGGUCCACUCCUCCGGAGGAAUGAACUAUGGUGGUGGAAGUGCUGUUGGCCUUGGGACAGGGAUGGGCCUCGCAGGCGGAACCAGCCUCGGCUAUGGAGGCGGCCUCAGCGUCGGCGGAAGCAGCUUCAGCUCCAGCAGUGGGCGGGGGUUAGUUGGGAGCAUGGGCUCAGCCAGGGGAGCCACUUCCAGUAUGAAAAUUGUAUCCAAAACCUCCACCUCCAGAAAGAGUUACCAGAGCUAAAAACUUCAGCUAAGAUCCGGGCUGCCCCUGGGGUGGAGUGGGCAAUGUAGAUGUGAUGUCAUCAGACAAAUGGGUUAGAACUGGUUUGUCACUAAAUUCCAUAAAGUCUGUAGGAUGCGGGAUGUGAUUUAAAUGGGAGGGUGAGCAGGGAGACUGAACUGUUCCUCCCAUCCACGCUUUUCUUCCUGAAACCACUUCUCCUUGGAUAGGUGGUUUCCCCCCGCCCCUCCCUAUUGGAGUUCCAAGACCGGAAGCAAACUCUGCCAAGAAAAAAUGGUGCAGGGGAGAAGUGGUUUCUGAGAGGGGAAGGUGCCAAAGCGAGAAGGGUUGCAUCCUCUUGCUCCCAAGUGCUGCCCUUUCAAUAUUCCUCCCUCCAUUUUUAUAAGAAUCUGACACAACCUCUAUCCGACAUACCAGGCAUGUUGCCGUCACAUCUAACUUGCCCCUCCACCCAUACCUGCAGACUUUGUACGUCUCCUCACAAGUCCAAAGGAGUUAGCCAUGUUAAUCGGCAGUAGCAAAAUAGCAGAGUCCAGUAGCACCUUUAAGACUAACCCACUUUAUUGUAGCAUAAGCUUUC
This is a messenger RNA of Eublepharis macularius, 2238 nucleotides long. Its product is annotated as keratin, type II cytoskeletal 5-like. Gene Ontology annotation, cellular component: keratin filament. Gene Ontology annotation, biological process: keratinization; intermediate filament organization. Gene Ontology annotation, molecular function: structural constituent of skin epidermis. The record is from RefSeq and is a predicted model, not a curated record. Bases 69 to 1658 code for a protein of 529 amino acids. The transcript is spliced from 9 exons. NCBI's taxonomy places the organism in Eukaryota, Metazoa, Chordata, Lepidosauria, Squamata, Eublepharidae.